GAUCCCAACGACGCGAUACCUAGACCAGCCUGGAGAUUCAAUCAUACGCUGACUGGCCGCCACUUGCGCGUGCAGUGUCGUGAAAAGGUGUUUGAGAUUGACAGUGUUUUUUUGAAAUAGUGUUAGACGGAGUAGGAUCGUGCAGUUGCUGUGGAUUAUGCGCGUAUAUAACUGAUUAAGAUCGGUAAGAUCUUUGAGGAUAUGCCAGAAAAAUAGUAUUGCUAUCCGCGGGAUGAUCGAGCCUGAAAGUUCUCAGCUGUUCCUCGUCCCCAGAGGAAGGCUCUUCAAGAACUCCUGAAGAGGUCAUCACCUGAGUUCACGAUGUCAUUAGGACAACGAUUAUCGGGCGCCGUAGCAGUUCUCAGAGGGAGUGGAACGGAUGGAAAGGAGGGCCAUACGUCCGGCACGGAAGACAUUGAGAAGAUGACGUCCGAAGACGAAGUGGAGACUGAAUCUCGUCACGAAUUGGACAGGUUGCAGGCGAUCGUGAAUUGGAUGAGUACAAACAUGUUGCUGGUUCUCACCAUCGCUGGUGUGCUAGUGGGCAUGGGUCUUGGAUUUUUAGGACGAUUAGCUAAUUUCUCACCAGAGACCGUAAUGCUGCUCAGCUUCCCUGGAGAGAUCCUCAUGCGUCUACUAAAAAUGUUUAUCCUGCCACUCAUCAUCUCGUCGCUGAUUGCUGGAAUGGCCCAGCUGGAUGCUAAGAGUUCAGGAAAGAUUGGCAUUAGAGCUUUAACGUAUUACAUGGUCACGACCAUUCUGGCUGCCAUUGUUGGUAUUGCUAUGGUAUUGAUCAUUCAUCCAGGCAAUCCACAAAUUAAAUCUACUGUAGUAGCAUCAUUUAGUAAUGACACUAGAGUAUCUACUCUUGAUGCCAUUCUUGAUAUAAUCAGAAAUAUGGUACCGGAAAACUUGGUCCAGGCAUGCUUUCAACAAGUUCAAACUACUUACACGAAAAAGGAGGUCGUGGUUUUUGGAAAGAACGCGAAUCACAGUGCUUAUGUACUGGAGCCAACGUUAGUUUACAGAGACGGGACCAAUAUUAUGGGGAUGAUUAUGUUCUGUAUCACCUUUGGUCUACUCGCAGGACAAAUUGGGCCCCGAGGAAAAUUGAUGGUUGACUUCUUUGUGAUAUUGAAUGAAAUUAUAAUGAAGCUCGUUAGCCUUGUGGUAAUGUGGUACUCUCCCUUUGGAAUAAUGUGUUUAAUUGCGGGAAAAAUCAUGUUGAUUAACAAUUUAGCAGCGACGGCUCAAAUGCUAGGACUUUACAUGGUGACCGUAAUAGUGGCCCUUUUAAUUCAUGCUAUCAUUACGUUACCAUUAAUAUAUUGGAUUAUAACCAGAAAGAAUCCAGCAGUUUUUUUCAAGGGUAUGAUGCAAGCCUGGGUCACGGCUUUGGGUACAGCAUCCAGUGCAGUAACAUUACCAAUUACUUUCCGUUGUCUUGAAGAGAACAACAGAAUUGAUUCUCGAGUUACGCGAUUCGUAGUUUCUGUGGGUGCAACAGUUAAUAUGGACGGCACUGCUCUUUACGAAGCUGUGGCCGCAAUUUUCAUUGCUCAAAUGAAUGGAAUUUCUUUAGGAUUUGGUCAAGUCAUAACAGUCAGUCUUACAGCUACAUUGGCAAGCGUGGGGGCUGCCAGUAUUCCUAGUGCAGCUUUAAUAACAAUGCUAUUGGUAUUAACUGCAUUGGGACUCCCAACUAGUGACGUUUCUUUGCUAUUUGCAGUCGACUGGCUAUUGGACCGGCUCAGAACUUCGAUCAAUGUACUGGGUGAUGGAUAUGGGGCGGGGAUCGUUUAUCACCUAAGUAAAGCCGAAUUGGACAAAAUGGAUGAAGUGAAGAAGCUAGAAGCAUUGGAAGCAGGUACAACACCUGAAGAUAUAUCUGAGUGUCAAGCAGUACGCGUACUUCCAGUUGAAUGUUCAGACACCAAAAUUUGAAUAUAAGCACUUGUCACGUGAAAUCAUGUGACACCAGCUUAGAAAAAAUGAACAAAAUUGAAUAAUACUGAGAAACACAAUGCACAAUCAUAAUGUUGCUUAAAUUUACGAUUUACACGGAAGUGAUGUUUGGUCAUGUAUUGCCGUAAGAACGAUUAUUUAGGGCGGAUUGUAUGUUGUGCUUUGAGCUUUUGCGUUGAACAAGGUGAAAGAAAUUUUAUAACGCCAUCAUAUGUAUAACUUGUAUCAUGUUUACUGAAUUUGUCGACAAAUUUGAGGGAAAUCAAGAAACCAUUUUGUAAUAUACAAUAAUGAUGAACGAGCAUGCUAAGUACAAAGUGAAAACCCACAGUAGAUUUUAUGUAUGGAUAACAGUUAUAACCUUGCUACAAAAAAGAGGAAUGAGAGUGUUAAAAGAUUUGUAAGAAAAUAUAAAAUAUCUACUAUUUCUCUGACAAAAGAUUCAGUAAUUUCAAUUUUUUUAAAUUAUCUAUAAAAUAGUAGUGUGUACGAGUCCCCCUCCAGUCUGGCGCACACUUACAUUAUAGAGAUCAUUAUGUAAAAUCAAGUUUUUAUAACAAAUAACAAAAGCAACCUUUGUUAAAUUCCAAAGGCACAUAAUGAAUGAAA
This is a messenger RNA of Cephus cinctus (wheat stem sawfly), 2574 nucleotides long. RefSeq names its product excitatory amino acid transporter. Gene Ontology annotation, cellular component: plasma membrane. The transcript is spliced from 10 exons. Gene Ontology annotation, molecular function: L-glutamate transmembrane transporter activity; glutamate:sodium symporter activity; neutral L-amino acid transmembrane transporter activity. Bases 322 to 1944 code for a protein of 540 amino acids. Lineage: Eukaryota; Metazoa; Arthropoda; Insecta; Hymenoptera; Cephidae. The record is from RefSeq and is a predicted model, not a curated record. Gene Ontology annotation, biological process: L-glutamate transmembrane transport.